UAAUGAGCUCCCCCGGGAGGCCGAGCAGCGAGCCCGGCCCCGAGCGAGGAAGCUGCGCGGAGCGCACCGCGCCAGGGCGGGAGCCGGGCCUGAGCGGCGGGCGGGAAGCGGCCGGGGGCGCACGGGCGGCGCGGCGGGACGCCCGGGAGCCGUGGCGAUGGCAGUCCAGGCGGCGCUCCUCAGCACGCACCCCUUCGUCCCCUUCGGCUUCGGGGGCUCCCCGGACGGGUUGGGAAGCGCCUUCGGAGUCCUGGACAAGGGCUGCUGUUUCGAGGACGAGGAGACCGGGACGCCGGCGGGCGCGCUGCUGGCUGGCGCUGAGGGCGGGGACGUGCGCGAGGCCACCCGCGACCUGCUCAGCUUCAUCGACUCGGCGUCCAGCAACAUCAAGCUGGCGUUGGACAAGCCCGGCAAGUCGAAGCGGAAGGUGAACCACCGCAAGUACCUGCAGAAGCAGAUCAAGCGCUGCAGUGGCCUCAUGGGCGCCGCGCCCCCGGGCCCGCCCUCCCCCGGCGCGGCCGACACGCCCGCCAAGCGGCCGCUCGCCGCCGCCGGCGCCCAGACGGUCCAGGUCCCGGCCCACGGCAAGGCAGCCCCCCGGCGGGAGGCGUCGCACGCCGCUGCGGCCGCCAGCCUGCAGAGCCGGAGCCUAGCCGCGCUCUUCGACUCGCUGCGCCACGUCCCGGGGGGCGCCGAUCCCGCCGGGGCUGCGGAGGCGGCGCCCGCGGCCGGGCUCGGGGAAGCGGGCGCUGCGGGCGUGGGAGGGGACGCAGCGGGCCCCGCUGGGUGUCCGGCGGUCCCUGGCGCCAGGAAGGUCCCGCUGCGGGCCCGCAACCUGCCCCCGUCCUUCUUCACCGAGCCGUCCCGGGCGGGCGGCGGCGGGUGCGGCCCGUCGGGGCCCGGCGUGAGCUUGGGCGACCUGGAGAAGGGCGCAGAGGCCGCGGAGUUCUUCGAGCUGCUGGGGCCCGACUACGGCGCCGGCACCGAGGCGGGCGUCUUACUCGCCGCGGAGCCUCUCGAUGUGUUCCCGGUCCUGCGGGGACCCCCGGAGCUGGAGCCCGGCCUCUUUGAGCCGCCACCCGCGAUGGUUGGGAGCCUACUGUACCCCGAGCCCUGGAGCGCCCCGGGCGGCCCCGCGACCAAGAAGUCACCCCUGGCUGCCCCCCGCGGUGGCUUGACCUUGAACGAGCCCUUGCGCCCCCUGUAUCCCGCCGCCGCGGACUCUCCGGGCGGGGACGACGGGCCCGGCCUUUUGGCCUCUUUCGCCCCCUUCUUUUCAGACUGCGCUCUGCCCCCGCCGCCGCCGCCCCAACAGGUGUCCUACGACUACAGCGCGGGCUACAGCCGCACGCCGUACACCAGCCUUUGGAGACCGGACGGGAUUUGGGAAGGGGCGCCCGGGGAGGAGGGGGCGCACAGAGACUGACUGCGCGGUACCCUUGUCGCGCGAUAGACUGAUGUGGGGGUUUCCGCCUUUGGGUCUCUCCUAAGCCUAAAGAACGAUGGGCGAAUGCACGUGGAGUUGAAACGGGAUUUUAAAAAUUCAGCUAAUAAAAGAAACUUAAGAAAAAGAGAUGAAGAGAAGUUGGGGGUUUGUUUUAUCACAGCCUCGUGUUAAAAAAAAAAAAAAAAAAAGCCGUUGGUAGGUUCUUACCGGAUCAGACGAGCCAAGAAACCAUGACGGAAUUUGGGGGAUGGGGUGGCGGAAGGGGCAGGAGGUGGCUUCUGUAGCCACCUGUCCCUUCUUUGACUUUUCAUCAAAAGGUCUGUGUAUUUAGUGUAACUGCCCCUUCCAAACAGUGCCCUGGGCCUUCCCUCCCCCGCCCUCCCCUUUGAGUGCGUUAUGAAUUAAAGUCUGUAUUGAAAAGAA
Molecule: messenger RNA, 1870 nt
Organism: Hippopotamus amphibius kiboko
Lineage: Eukaryota; Metazoa; Chordata; Mammalia; Artiodactyla; Hippopotamidae
Gene: FAM181B
Product: family with sequence similarity 181 member B
Exons: 1
Coding region: 158-1426 (422 amino acids)
Source: RefSeq, a predicted model, not a curated record